AUUCCCAAAAUAUCUGAUCACUUCAAACUCUACCACUCUCAUUCUUUCUCUAUCCCGUGCAAUAAUUUUUUUUUUUUUUUUAAAAAAAACUAAAUCAAAAUCCAAAUUGUAAUCGUAACAAAAGCAAAAGGAAGAAAAAAUCCAAGCGGGAAUUGUCUCUGUUUGUUAAAAGCUACAAUUAAAUUCGACCCAACUAAGGAAUCUGAAAGAGCAGACAUACUGUACUCAGGAAAGGUCCAAAAGAGAAAAAGAAAAAGAAGCAAGUAUUCUUUUACAUGACAGCAUCAUGAAACAGUGUGUACUGGAGCCUAUUCUUAGGGAUACACUUGAGGUGAUUAAACCUCUACGAGAGGAUUGGGCUGUGAGAUCUAAAAUUAUUGAAGAGCUAAAAGAUGUUAUUGCAUCUAUCGAAAGUUUAAGAGGUGCAACUGUGGAGCCCUUUGGAUCAUUUGUGUCCAACCUCUUCACUCGAUGGGGAGACUUAGACAUUUCUAUUAUGCUUGCAAAUGGUUCUUAUAUUUCAUCUGCGGCAAAGAAGCGCAAACAGAAUGUACUUAGAGAAUUUCAUAAAGCUUUGAGGCAGAAAGGUGGAUGGCGCAGGUUACAGUUUGUCCCAAAUGCAAGGGUUCCUCUCCUAAAAUUUGAAAGUGGCCGCCAGAACAUUUCUUGUGAUGUUUCAAUUGAUAAUCUGCAGGGUCAAAUAAAGUCCAAUUUCUUGUUCUGGCUCAACCAGAUAGAUGGGCGCUUUCGUGAUAUGGUCUUGCUGGUCAAGGAGUGGGCCAAAGCUCACAAUAUCAAUAAUCCAAAGACUGGGACAUUGAACUCAUAUUCUCUAAGUUUGCUUGUUAUAUUCCAUUUUCAGACUUGUGUACCGGCUAUUCUACCUCCUCUGAAAGAAAUAUAUCCCAGAAAUGUUGUUGACGAUCUUACAGGUGUGAGGACCGUUGCAGAGGAACGUAUUAAAGAAACAUGUAAUGCUAACAUAGCCAGAUAUAUGUCAGACAAAUACAGGGCAGUUAAUCGAAGUUCGCUGUCUGAGCUUUUCAUUUCCUUCUUUGCCAAGUUUUCUGGCAUUAGUUUGAAGGCUGCAGAUCUUGGAAUUUGCACAUUUACAGGACAAUGGCUAGAUAUAAGAAGCACUAUGAGAUGGUUGCCCAAAACAUAUGCACUAUUUAUUGAGGAUCCUUUCGAGCAGCCAGAAAAUGCUGCAAGGGCAGUCAGCGCUGGAAACUUAGUAAAGAUAGCUGAAGCAUUUCAGACAACAUACCAUAAGCUGGUCUUGGCUAAUCAGAAUCGCACUUCUCUCCUCGGCACCUUAGUCAGGCCAGAAAUAUUAAAUUGCAUUGCAGGAACACCGGUUAGGAACCUGAGUUACACUUCUUUGCACUAUCAAAGUACUCAUCGACAAAUCAGUAAGUCUAUGUAUUCAUCACCACAAGUGCAACAUCAAUUUCAGAACAUGAGACAGGAGAAACAUCAGAAGAUUUUCACCGCACAAAGACAGGAAAAACACCCCCACAGUUCAAAUUCUCAAUAUCGAGUUCAAAACACAAGAUUGGAAAAACAUCCUAGUUACUUGGCCAAGCAAGGACAUGAAAGCCAUCCCGAGAAUACAAGGCUAGAAAGGCAUCCCAACUAUUUCGCCAUGCAAAAACAGGAAAGUAAUGUUAACACUUCGACCAGGAAAAAACCUGCACAAUAUUACCAUGGUCAGGGCCAGCAAUUAUGGCGGCCAAAAUCUGAUGGUCAGGGACACUUUCUAUGAAGCUGACGGUAGGAGUACAGUAUAGUUAUUUAUUACUGAUGCUCCUUGGAUUUUGAUAUUUCAUGGCUGGAUCCUAGCAUCUGCAGGUGUUCUGACAGUGAUAUAGUAGUAUUGGCAGGCUCCAUCACCUUUAAGAAAUAUAAAACGUAAUGCUUGCUGCUUCUAGCUUGUAUUUGAGAUGAGAAAUGAUCAACUGAAUUCUUGUACGUGGGGAAUAUGAAAGUUCUUUGUUGCAUGCCAGAAUUACCAGAAGGUGCAAAUAAUUUCUUUGGAGCUUCGGAGUAUGAAAAUUUCACUCGUCUCACAAAAAUUUCUUUAUGGUUUGGGACUUGGGAUAUCCAUGGUACCUGUAUUCCCCAAUUACUUAAUUUGCCUUUUUAAGUGGAUGCAUCUGCAUGUCGGAGAAAAUUUCAUCUCUGCUAGUCUGCUUACCAUAAUGGCUGGCUUGGGAGUAGGAGUCCGGACAACAAGGACUUGUAAUGGAGAAACCCUAUACUGCCAUUAGCAUUUACUUAAAAAUUAUAACAAUAAGCAUGUAUAAGUUUGGAAUAAAUGAGAAGGCAAAAUGGAGCUGUGGUUGUAACA
Ricinus communis (castor bean) is the source of this 2350-nucleotide messenger RNA. Its product is annotated as protein HESO1. The transcript is spliced from 9 exons. Gene Ontology annotation, molecular function: RNA uridylyltransferase activity. Lineage: Eukaryota; Viridiplantae; Streptophyta; Magnoliopsida; Malpighiales; Euphorbiaceae. The coding region runs from base 287 to 1765 and encodes 492 amino acids. The record is from RefSeq and is a predicted model, not a curated record.